CUCUCUCUCUCUCUCUCCACUCGGAAAACCGACAGAGGGAAAGCACCCCCACAGUUCUCAGGCCCACUCGCUUUAAACCCCCAUUCCCGAUGAGAAAAAAACCCACAUUCCGCCGUCCCCGCCUCCUCCUCCCCAUGGCUGCCCUCCUCUCCCUCCUCCUCCUCCUCGUACUCCUUCCGCACUCCCCCUCCGCCGUGGGCGGCGCCUCCCCCUCCUCGCCGCCGCCCCAAGUCCUCCAGGCCUGCCGCGCCACCAGCUUCCCCUCCUCUUGCGAGCCCACUCUCUCCAAAUCCUCCGACCUUACCCCCCUGGGCCUCACCCUCGCCGCCCUCUCCGCCUCCUCCGCCGCCCUCCCCACCGCCCGCUCCCUCGCCCAGUCCAUUUUCGACGCCUCCUCCAACAACCGCAACCGCUCCAGUGCCGCCCGCAACUGCCUCGAGCAUCUCUCCCUCUCCGACCGCCGCCUCUCCGCCGCAGCCGCCGCCCUCCCCCGCGGCCGCGCCGCCGACGCCCGUGCCUGGACCAGCGCCGCCCUCGUCUACCAGUACGACUGCAACAAUGGCCUCAGUUACGUUACUGGCACCCGCCUCGUCGCAGACGCCAUGGCCUUCCUCUCCUCCCUCUACAACCUCACCAGCAACGCCCUCUCCCUCAUCGCCGCCCACCAGCGCUUCGGCGACAACCUCUCCCUCUGGUCCCCGCCCCAGACCGAGCGCAACGGCUACUGGGGCGAUCCCGCCCCCGCGGCGGUUCGCCGAUCCACACGCCGGCACGCCGGAUUGCUCUCCGAUCUGCAGACAGACGCCACCGUCUGCCAGAUCGGUGACUGCAACUACCGGACGGUCCAGGAGGCGGUCGCCGCCGCGCCGGACUUCGGAGCCGGCCGGUUCGUGAUCCGGAUCAAGGCCGGAAUCUACAAGGAAACCGUUCGGAUCCCCUUCGAGAAGACCAACGUCGUCCUCAUCGGCGACGGCAUGGGCGCCACCGUGAUCACCGGUGCCCUCAACGCCCAGAUGCAUGGGGUCUGGACCUACAACACCGCCACCGUCGGCGUCUUCGGCGACGGCUUCAUGGCCCGCGACCUCACCAUCGAGAACACCGCCGGCGUGGGCGCGCACCAGGCGGUGGCGCUCCGCUUGGACAGCGACCACUCCGUCCUCGACUCCGUCGAGUUCCGCAGCCACCAGGAUACUCUUUAUGCGCGGUCCCUCCGGCAGCUGUACCGCCACUGCCGGAUCUCCGGCACCGUCGAUUUCGUCUUCGGCAACGCCGCAGCGGUGUUCGACGAAUGUCUCCUCGAGGUGGUGCCGCGGGCGGAGGGACCGGAUAAGUCCGGUAGCGAUGCCGUGACGGCGCAGGGGCGGACGGACCCGGCACAGGCGACGGGUUUCGUGUUUCGCCAGUGCGCCGUUAACGGAAGCGAGGAGUUCUUGACAGCGUUUGAGAGGAAGCCGAAGGCGAAUAGGGCUUAUCUGGGGAGGCCAUGGAAGGAGUACUCGAGGGUGGUGUUCAUAGAGACUUAUUUAGGGGAAAUGGUGACGCCGGAAGGAUGGCUCCCAUUUAGAGGGCCGUUCGCGCUUGAUACAUUAUUCUAUGGGGAGUAUGGGAGCUCCGGGCCUGGGGCUAAGAUUGCUUCUAGGGUGAAGUGGAGUUCUCAAAUACCAGCAGAGCAUUUGGGGGUGUACUCGGUGGAUAAUUUUAUUCAAGGGAAUGAGUGGGUUCCCUCUGAUAGGUAGGAUAAUCACUAAUGUUUGAAGAAAUGUAUUGUUUUUGUUUGCAUGGUUUGCUUCUUGUACUUGCUUUGUAAGGACCUUACUGGUUGUCUUAGUUCAUUUGGAUGGGUGGGGGGUUGUGGCACGGAGGAGGUUAAUUUCUGUACAUAACCUGUUUGUGUGGCUUUAAGAAGAUUAAUGGGGUUUUUUGAGCUGUCCUCAUGGAUGAAAUACUGGUUCAUCUAAAGUUGA
Elaeis guineensis (African oil palm) is the source of this 1964-nucleotide messenger RNA. RefSeq names its product probable pectinesterase/pectinesterase inhibitor 51. Lineage: Eukaryota; Viridiplantae; Streptophyta; Magnoliopsida; Arecales; Arecaceae. Gene Ontology annotation, biological process: cell wall modification. Gene Ontology annotation, molecular function: pectinesterase activity; enzyme inhibitor activity. The record is from RefSeq and is a predicted model, not a curated record.